Aaosphaeria arxii CBS 175.79 is the source of this 2531-nucleotide messenger RNA. RefSeq lists its product as uncharacterized. The transcript has 2 exons. Bases 104 to 2122 code for a protein of 672 amino acids. NCBI's taxonomy places the organism in Eukaryota, Fungi, Ascomycota, Dothideomycetes, Pleosporales. The record is from RefSeq and is a predicted model, not a curated record. Gene Ontology annotation, molecular function: protein binding.
GGGCCACCACCACACCGUCCCUUAUUUUAUAAAUGUCCCUGCCUCUCGCUGCUCCUUUACACUUCUUCUUCCCCACACCCAAAGUCGAGUCUCCCAGCUUUAAAUGCCGAUCUCGUUGGAGGAGCUUCCUUACGACGUAUUAUACUACAUCACGGAGGAUCUAAAUCUCGACGAUACAGUGAACUUGUGUCACACAUGUCAUCAAUUACGGACUCUCCUCGACGAGAGCACGCUCUGUCGGAAGACUGUGGAAAGACAUGCUCCCGGCAGCAAAGAGGCACAGCUCGCCCGGAACGGUGACAUUACGUACGGCGAGGCCAUGAAAAGCAUACACAGCCGGCGCAAUGCAUUCUCGAGAGCUCUUCCGUACUCAGCGCGGAUAGUCGACCAGGGAAUGUCCUUUACAUACCGUCAGGGGAUUCUUUGUGUUCUCGACGGUGAUGUUGUGCGGGUCACUGGUGUGCACGAUUCGGCACAGCCUUACGAGAUUGAUAUCUCGCGUGCAAUCAAGACUCCUUAUAAUUCACCGACCGGUGGACCCUGGAAAAGCUCAUCAAGCAAUCCUGAAAUCAACAUUUUGGCUUAUAGCGAUCAUGUGCUCGUGCUGCACUGUGAGCGAAAGGGGCGAUCGAGCAGUGCUCGUCUUUGGAUUAUCAGUACGAAGCCUGGCCUUGCGGACGACGAGAGACUGCUCAGGGACAUCUCGCUAGAGUCCAGCUUCAAGAUCUUCGCGCGCUGUAGUGAAAAAUUUGUCUACUACGGCACCUACUCUGGGACGGGCAACAGCGGGCACCACGAGUGGGAAAUUUUUGGAGUUUCGCUCGAGCAGGAGCAGACAUGCAAGCCGCUCCAGCUCGAGGACUUCUACGGCACUGACGUCGGCUCGACGAUAGCGUUCGAGAUCCACAACGGGUACUUCUACGCCGUCUCCAACCAGACGUCCUUUGACGUUGAGGAGGUCGACUGGACGAGCUUCUACCAUGUCAUUCGAUUCCCCGUCGACACGCCCGUGCCAGAGGCCAUGGACAUCAAUCCGAGAGUCUACCGACGGCAGCACGCAGAAGGCCCAAUCCACGACUCCUGGCUGGACCUCACGAUCCAAGUCGACGAGAAGACGAACGAGCCCAUCAUCGUCGAAGCGCGGCGAGAAUGGCGGAAAGGCUCCAGCCGACAGCUCCGCACGUUCUACAUGACGGAGAUCGAAUUCGACCCGUCCUCGACCUCAGGCCCGGAGUCGAGUGCCUCGUCCUCCAACACCGGCGCCGCAGACGGCUCCGCACCGCCAUUGCUACCCCUGGACGACCCGUACACGCACCUCGUCGGGUCUUCUGACCGGCCCAACUACGCACCGGAGCAGAGCCGGGACGACUGGCAAGUACACCCUGAAUUUGCGCCCAGCAACACCUACACGCGGUCCUUCAUCCUCGCCCGCACGAAAUUCAAGGGGUACAACUCCUCCGCGCAGUCGUUCAUCGACCUGGUCGAAGACCACGACUGCUGCUCGACGAUCCCCGGGUCGUGUCUGCGCAUCCGCGUGGGAUCACGACACGAGGCGCCUCCACCUGCCCCGCUGAUGGCACAGUGCAUGGCGGCAGCGGCCUCAGGCAAGGACGAAAAGCAACCCGCAUCUGCAUCUGCAUCUGCAGCCCUCGACAGCACCGUCACUCCCGCAGCAACAACCAGGUACACCUACCCGGAGAUUCAAAUGUGGCCCCCACGGCCCUCGCGCUGCAAGUGCUCUGCGAGGCUUCACCGGAUCCUCAACCCAGACCCCCUCGUCCUGCUUGGCGGCGGCGGCGGCGGCAGCAGCGACAACGACGGAAGCAGCAGUAGCGCAGGACAACAGCGCUGCGUCGCUGCUGCCGUCAUGGACGAACGCAGCCUGAUUUACCUGGUCAAGCCCGCGCGGUCGUACAGUGGUGAUGCGGGGGAGAGGGGCGUGCUGGUGUUGAUUAGCUUUGACGAGAGGAUCCGGUGUCCUACUGCAGCAUCGCCGUCGUCGGGUAUGGAUGGCAUGGAAGGUAUCCUUGGAGGAGGACAACGAGGGGAUGCACAGAGGGAGUGGAGGUAUAGGGAUGGUGGGGAGAGGCGGCAGUGCUGCAGGGAGGGAGUGUGUGAAUGAAUGCAAUGAGCGUGCGGGACUGUGGUUUCAAUGCAGCCAGCCAGCCACCCUGACGAUGCAACUGAUCGUAAAUGAAACAAAAAGUAAAGAUAACAUGAAAUAAUGAACACGAAAUUCAAAAAAGAAGCACAUUGAGACGGAAAAGUCAGGCGUUGUUUUGUGGGUUUGCAGCUUCCGGUGAACGGACCAAGGUACCUUAGUGAUGGAGUAAACGAAGGGAAAGCGAUGAAUACGACUGGCUGCAAUUGAGCAUAUGUUCAAUUGCACCUUUCUUUUACAUCAACAUCACCAUCGUGUCCUUCUUCAGCUGUUACUUUGAAAUAUGGGAAAUAUCCAUGAAGCAUGAGACGAUGAACACAUGUGCAUUCCAACUCUUCACAUGUCCACACGAUGGCACAUGAAAUUCACA